Caenorhabditis remanei is the source of this 1326-nucleotide messenger RNA. RefSeq lists its product as uncharacterized. The transcript is spliced from 5 exons. Gene Ontology annotation, molecular function: metalloaminopeptidase activity. The coding region runs from base 1 to 1326 and encodes 441 amino acids. The record is from RefSeq and is a predicted model, not a curated record. Gene Ontology annotation, biological process: proteolysis. Lineage: Eukaryota; Metazoa; Nematoda; Chromadorea; Rhabditida; Rhabditidae.
AUGCCACCAGCAAACGGAAAGAAAGGAAAGAAGGGAGGAGCCACUAAGGCUGCCGCCCCAGAGGAGGAUUUCGAUGCGAUUCUCGCCGAAAUGGCACUUGCCGAUAAGCAGACUGCUGCCAAGGAGCCAAAGGCUGGAAAUGCAAAAGCUGGAGCCAAAAAGGGAGCCAACGGCACUGCCGCUCCAGAAGUCAGCAAAGCAUCGUGGGAAGCCGAGAUCGCGGCGAUGAAGCCGAUCGAUGAGCAAUUUCCGGAUGGAAAAUAUCCGCAUUCAAAAGACGAGACACCGUAUUAUUUGAAGGGAAAAGAUGGCCGAGUGGCGACGGAUCGUGAAUCGAAUGAAGAGAAAAAGGCAUUGGAUGCGAGUUAUGAAGAGACUUGGCAAGAUUAUCGACGAUCUGCUGAAGCACAUCGACAAGUCAGACAAUACGUCAAGUCAUGGAUUAAACCAGGAAUGACUAUGAUCGAGAUUUGCGAACGCCUCGAAACGACAUCUCGCCGUCUCAUCAAGGAGCAAGGACUCGAAGCGGGACUCGCCUUCCCAACUGGAUGCUCUCUCAAUCACUGUGCCGCUCACUACACACCAAACGCGGGUGAUACGACUGUCCUUCAGUAUGGAGAUGUUUGCAAGAUCGAUUACGGUAUCCACGUCCGUGGACGUCUUAUCGACUCCGCUUUCACCGUUCACUUCGACCCGAAAUUCGAUCCACUCGUCGAGGCGGUUCGUGAGGCCACCAAUGCUGGAAUCAAGGAAUCUGGAAUCGACGUUCGUCUCUGUGACGUCGGAGAGAUUGUCGAGGAAGUGAUGACGUCCCAUGAAGUCGAACUUGACGGAAAGACUUAUGUCGUCAAACCAAUCAGAAAUCUCAACGGACAUUCCAUCGCUCAAUACCGUAUUCACGCUGGAAAGACGGUUCCAAUCGUCAAAGGAGGAGAGCAGACGAAGAUGGAGGAGAACGAGAUUUACGCCAUCGAAACAUUCGGAUCGACUGGAAAAGGAUACGUUCACGAUGAUAUGGAGACGUCUCACUACAUGAAGAACUUCGAGUUGGCAGAUGAGAAGAUUCCGUUGCGUCUUCAGAAAUCCAAGGGAUUGUUGGGACUAAUCGAUAAGAACUUCUCCACGUUGGCAUUCUGUCGUCGUUGGAUUGAUCGUCUUGGAGAGACGAAGUACUUGAUGGCGCUCAAGGAUCUUUGCGAUAAGGGAAUCGUCGACCCAUACCCACCACUCUGCGACGUCAAGGGAUGCUACACCGCCCAAUGGGAGCACACCAUUCUGAUGCGUCCAACAGUGAAAGAAGUCGUCUCCCGUGGAGAUGAUUAUUAA